AUGUCUGAUCCAAGUAGUAUUAAUGGUGGUAUUGUAGUCGCUAUGACUGGUAAAGAUUGUGUUGCUAUAGCUUGUGACUUACGUCUAGGUAACCAAUCUUUGGGUGUCUCAAAUAAUUUUGAAAAAAUCUUCCAUUAUGGCCAUGUCUUUUUGGGUAUAACAGGUUUAGCUACAGAUGUUUUGACUUUAAGUGAAGAAUUCCGUUAUAAGACCAACUUGUAUAAGUUGAGAGAAGAUAGAUUGAUCGAACCAGAAACUUUCACACAAUUAGUAUCGAGUACACUAUAUGAAAGAAGAUUCGGUCCUUAUUUCGUAGGUCCUGUAGUCGCAGGUAUCAAUUCCAAAUCCGGUAAGCCUUUCAUUGCUGGUUUCGACUUGAUUGGUUGUAUCGACGAAGCCAAGGAUUUCAUUGUAAGUGGUACCGCUUCUGACCAAUUGUUCGGUAUGUGUGAAUCUUUGUACGAACCAAAUUUAGAAGCUGAAGAUUUAUUCGAAACUAUAAGUCAGGCUUUAUUAAACGCCGCAGAUCGUGAUGCUCUAUCAGGCUGGGGUGCGGUAGUGUAUAUAAUCAAAAAGGAUAAAGUCAUCAAAAGACACUUGAAGACAAGACAAGAUUGA
This is a messenger RNA of Vanderwaltozyma polyspora DSM 70294, 618 nucleotides long. It is a transcript of the gene PUP3, whose product is annotated as proteasome core particle subunit beta 3. Bases 1 to 618 code for a protein of 205 amino acids. Lineage: Eukaryota; Fungi; Ascomycota; Saccharomycetes; Saccharomycetales; Saccharomycetaceae. Gene Ontology annotation, biological process: proteasome-mediated ubiquitin-dependent protein catabolic process. The record is from RefSeq and is a predicted model, not a curated record. Gene Ontology annotation, cellular component: proteasome core complex, beta-subunit complex; proteasome core complex. The transcript has a single exon.